Molecule: messenger RNA, 1933 nt
Organism: Astyanax mexicanus (Mexican tetra)
Lineage: Eukaryota; Metazoa; Chordata; Actinopteri; Characiformes; Acestrorhamphidae
Product: testis-specific serine/threonine-protein kinase 6
Exons: 6
Coding region: 149-1393 (414 amino acids)
Biological process (GO): protein phosphorylation; intracellular signal transduction; microtubule cytoskeleton organization
Cellular component (GO): cytoplasm
Molecular function (GO): tau-protein kinase activity; ATP binding; protein serine/threonine kinase activity
Source: RefSeq, a predicted model, not a curated record
CAGCGUACGAUACACAGCUUUACUACAUUCUCUGUAGCGUUAACGUCGGUUUACACUUAUCUAGAACUUUCUUAUCUAGAACCAGGUUCUACAGUCGUUCUAUAGUCCUGCAUUUGUUUUCUCCACUGCGUUCAAGACGAGUGUAAAAAUGCAGAGCUCGGACGCGGACGUGUUGAAGUGUUUGGGAUACGAGGUGAUGGAUUUUCUCGGUGAGGGGACUUACGGCGUGGUUAAACUCGCCUACUCCAAAAGGCACCAGAAGGAGGCAGCCAUCAAAAUAGUGAAGCGCAGGCCUUCGCCGCAUUGUGUCGUCGAUAAGCUUCUGCCGCGCGAAAUCCAAAUUCUUAAAACAGUGGAGCACCCACACAUCGCCCAGGUGCUGGAGAUUUUUGACGAGCUGUCCGACGGUCGGGUGUUCGUGGUGAUGGAAUGCGCCAAAAUGAACCUGCAGGAGAAGAUCUUCGAUCUCACACGCAUUCCUAUUGGCCAAGCUAAAGCCUGGUUCUCCCAGCUCCUCAGCGCUGUGGAGUAUCUGCACCAGCAGGACAUCGUGCAUCGCGAUCUGAAGUGCAGGAAUGUCCUGGUGACGGCCGACAACCAGAUCAAACUGGCCGAAUUCGGAUUAGGCCGAUUUUAUGCCGGAUGCUUUUACUGCACGGCUGAUUACGCCGCGCCGGAGGUGAUCACAGAGACCCCACGUGAUGCUAAAAAGAGCGACGUUUGGAGUCUGGGUGUCAUCUUAUACACCAUGAUCGUCGGAACCCUGCCCUUCAGAGGAGUAUCCUUGAGGGGUCUCGUAGAAGCCCAGAAGAAACCUGUAACGUUUCCGUACGGGAUCCCGGUGGACGAGGACUGCAGGAAAUUCAUAGAGUUCAUACUGCAUGUCGACCCGUCCACUCGGCCUUCGGUUACGGAAGUGGCUAACCACCCUUGGAUGAAGAUCGAGAAAGAUCAGGAAUGUGAAACGAGUCAGACUGAAAGAUCUGAAGCAUCUUCUGCUCAGAUCAUCAUUCAUUGUGUGGAUGAUUCGAUCAGCGACGGAGAAGAGGUUAUGGCCAAUUCAGAGGAUGUAGAUGUUGUAGUAGAGGAGGAGGAAGAGAAGGAGGAAGAGGAGGAGCAUGGCUGCUUUAUCCCAGUUUCUGCUGUGGUGAAAAGAGUUGCCUCACCGAUCCUCAGAGCUUCACGAAAUCUUCGAGAGCGGAUGAGGAAGUUCUUUAAAGUAAAAUCUACAGCAAACAACUCCUCCUCUACAACAAAGACGUCUUCAGAAGUCUCCGAUCAGUCUGGGCUGGGGAAGAAGGAGCCCGUCGUUAGCGAGAAAACGAAGAAGCCGCGGUUCCCAAAAUUUAAGAUCCUCCAGAAGAAGAAGAAGAUUUCAGUUAUAUCUCUGUAGACGUGCAGCACAGCCAGCUUAAACAUCCCAAAGAAGACAAGGACUAUGAUUCAUCCGUUGGAGACGUCUAGAGCAGCUCUGGAUGAUCAUACCCAAUUUUUUUUUUUUUUGAUUUAUCAGUAAUUUAUGAGUUUUUGACCAGAGGAGGAUGGGUCCCCCCCGUGAGUCUGGUUCCUCUCAAGGUUUCUUCCUCUAGGAGGGAGUUUUUCCUUGCCACUGUCGCCUUUUGGCUUACUCACUGGGGGUUCUGUAUAGUAUAACACUCUUAUCAAAUUAUUAUGUUUAUUUGCUUAUGAGUCUUACACACUGCUUUUGGAUAACUUUAUGCCACUACUUGAUUAUAUUCCAGAGGUUUUCAAUUUGGAAAAAAGUAAUUCAGGCAGAGCGGCGGCUCUGUGGCAGGCAGAGCGGCAGCACUACUAAAAGCAGUGUGUAAGACUGGUGGAGGAGAACAUGAUGCCAAGAUGCAUGAAGAAAACUGUGAUUAAAACCAGGAUUAUUCCACCAAAUAUUGAUUUCUGAACCCUUAAAACUUUUUUU